GUGCAGGGCCCGAGAGUCCGGGGUCGCCGCAGCCCGCGAGAAGUGACCGGUCUCCGGCCUGCUUGUGCUGUCCCCGCGCCCUGUCCAAUGGACUCCCGAGACCCUCGGAACCCAGGACACCAUUGGAGAAACUGGUCGUUUUACCAAGGAUUUGACUGGAAUGGCAUGCUUCCUUUAAAGAAUUAAAGUUGACUUAUAGAGCCAAUUAAAGCCGUUUGGGGAAUCUGGCCUCAUACCUUGUCCACAGAGUUCCUGUACAAGGCUCCUGAGCUGUGGGAAGCAGCACAGCACCAGCUAGGCAGAGACGCCCCAGGCCAUGUCAGAGCUUUGAUUGAGGCCUGGUAACAGGGAGGCGCUGUCACCCACUGGCCUUGCCAACCCAGCUCCAAGAUGCUGAGCCUGAAGCUCCCCAGGCUGUUUAGCACAGACCAGAUACCACAGGUGUUCCAUGAGCAAGGCAUCCUCUUCGGCUACCGCCAUCCACAGAGUUCUGCCACUGCCUGUAUCCUCAGCCUUUUCCAAAUGACCAAUGAGACUCUCAACAUUUGGACUCACUUGCUGCCCUUCUGGUUCUUUGCAUGGAGGUUUGUGACUGCACUGUAUGUGACAGACAUCAAGAAUGACAACUACUCCUGGCCCAUGCUUGUGUACAUGUGCACCAGCUGCGUGUACCCGCUUGCGUCCAGCUGUGCACACACCUUCAGCUCUAUGUCCAAGAAUGCCCGGCACAUUUGCUACUUCCUGGACUAUGGCGCCGUCAACCUCUUCAGCCUGGGCUCAGCCAUUGCCUAUUCUGCAUACACGUUCCCAGACACGCUGGUGUGCACCACCUUCCACAACUACUACGUGGCCAUGGCUGUACUGAACACCGUCCUCAGCACAGGCCUCUCCUGCUACUCCAGGUUUCUUGAAAUCCAGAAGCCCAGACUCUGUAAGGUGAUUCGUGUGCUCGCCUUUGCUUAUCCGUACAUGUGGGACUCCCUGCCCAUCUUCUACAGGCUAUUCCUGUUCCCAGGGGAGAGUGCACAAAAUGAAGCCACCUCCUACCACCAGAAGCACAUGAUCAUGACCCUCCUGGCCUCCUUCUUGUACUCUGCACACCUGCCGGAGCGCCUAGCCCCAGGACGCUUUGACUACAUCGGUCACAGUCACCAGCUGUUUCACGUGUGUGUGAUCCUGGCCACGCAUAUGCAGAUGGAAGCCAUACUUCUGGACAAGACUCUGAGGAAGGAAUGGCUCCUAGCCACCUCCAAGCCCUUCUCUUUCUCUCAGAUAGCCGGAGCCAUACUUCUGUGCAUCAUCUUCAGCCUCAGCAACAUAAUUUAUUUCUCAGCUGCUCUGUAUCGGAUUCCCAAGCCAGAAUUACACAAAAAAGAAACAUGACUCAGACCAUAAGCUUUUCAUGCCAAAUGUCAACAUAAAGCUGCAACACCAAGCUGGAGGCGGUUACAACUUACCAUGGCCUAAAAUAUUCAUAAUGGUUGGUGUCUUUUGAAUGAAUUCAUGUCAAAAAGGUAUUCAGCUGGCGAAAUUUCUCCAAAUGUACACUGGUUCUGUGUGUGUGAUUUUAAAAGGAGAACAUGGUUCAAGCAAGUCCUUGUUAAGGCAAACUACUGAUAUUUCAUUAAUUUUAAAUUUACUUAAAAUGGGGUUUUUUAUUCUAUUUAAACAAUUGGAUUAAGCAUAUUACCCUGGAGCUUUGUAAUAUUUUUAAAAAAAUGAAUCUUGCUUCAUUUGAUGAAUUUCAUGUCACAAAGCUUCUCUCAAGAGCUCUUGUAGUGGCCUGUUGACUUCUUCGGGAGAAUGAGUCAAGGUCAGUCACUGGGAGGACCUGUGAAAGGAAGUUGGUCACUGAGCGCCUUGGGGACUGGGAAAACAUUCCAGAAUGAAGAGAGCUGUUUGGGGAGAGACCUUCUUCCCUUCUCCACCUAGUGAAGGGAGAACAAAAGGGGAGUCCUCUCUUCCCACAAAUCCAUUCUGCCUUCAAAGUGCAAGUUCUCAUGUCACUAUGGAUUUGGAAUUCGUCAGUUUUUUUCUUAAAAAUCCACAGCAGGGUGUCAUGUGUUCUGUUAUGCUGUUUUCUGGUUGCCAGUUUGAUCUGCAAAGUAUUAUUCGGUGCAGGUAAAAUGUGUUAAACUCUAA
Macaca mulatta (Rhesus monkey) is the source of this 2142-nucleotide messenger RNA. It is a transcript of the gene PAQR5, whose product is annotated as progestin and adipoQ receptor family member 5. The record is from RefSeq and is a predicted model, not a curated record. Gene Ontology annotation, molecular function: signaling receptor activity. Gene Ontology annotation, cellular component: membrane. NCBI's taxonomy places the organism in Eukaryota, Metazoa, Chordata, Mammalia, Primates, Cercopithecidae.